This is a messenger RNA of Camelina sativa (false flax), 2285 nucleotides long. Its product is annotated as cysteine-rich receptor-like protein kinase 15. Gene Ontology annotation, cellular component: plasma membrane. Gene Ontology annotation, biological process: protein phosphorylation; defense response to bacterium. Gene Ontology annotation, molecular function: ATP binding; protein serine/threonine kinase activity. Lineage: Eukaryota; Viridiplantae; Streptophyta; Magnoliopsida; Brassicales; Brassicaceae. The record is from RefSeq and is a predicted model, not a curated record.
GAAUGUGGCUUCAAAUUCAAAAAGACCUGAAUGGUUUACUUUGACUUUAAUUUAACUUCUUGUCAUCAAACACAUCUUCACAACCCCAUCCUCUGUUUUUAAAGAGAAGAACAAAGAUAUAUUCAUUCUAUGAUGUGAAACACAAAUCUGAGUAAAAAAACCAAUCAUGUCUUCUCGAGCCUCUUUCAUCUUCCUUUUCCUUUUCUCCUUCCUCACUAGCUUCAGAGUCUCAGCUCAAUCAAAAAACGUUUGUUCAAAUACAACAACGUAUUCAAGAAACAGCACUUACUUCACCAAUCUAAAAACCCUUUUAUCCUCUCUCUCUUCCCCCAACGCUUCAUACUCCACCGGAUUCCAAACCGCCACGGCAGGACAAGACCCGGAUAAAGUCACAGGACUUUUCCUCUGUCAGGGAGACGUCACGCCAGAGGCUUGCCGUAACUGCGUAGCCUUUUCCGUCAACGACAUACUCAGUCGUUGUCCGAAUGAGAAAGAAGCUGUGCUGUACUACGAGGCGUGCAUGCUAAGAUACUCCGACCAGAAUAUUCUAUCGACCUUGAAUGCUAAUAUAGAAUGGAAAUGGAGGAUGUUGAACGCCAAUAUUUCAACCAACCAAGUAGACCGGUACGAAGAUUUCGUGUGGUCCACGCUGAACCAAGCUGCCGUCGAAGCAGCUAACAGUCCUAGAAAGUUCUCUACGAUAAGUGAUAAUUGGACCGCUCUCCAGACUUUGUACGGCAUGGUUCAGUGCACUCCUGAUCUUAGAAGAAUAGACUGCUUGAGCUGUUUGCAACAAACCAUUAAUGGGAUGCGUCUUAACAGAAUUGGAGCGAGACUUCAUUUGCCUAGUUGUAAUUCAAGGUACGAGCUUUACGCGUUCUUCAAUGAAACGCUCCUUAGAGCACCACCACAACAACAAGCAUCACCACCUGGGAAAGAUAGGAAUUCAAAAGCUUUAGUGGCAGCCAUUGUUAUGCCUAUUAUAGUGGUUGUUCUGAUUUUCAUAGCUGGUUAUUGUUUCUUUGCAAAGAGGACAAAGAAGACUUUGAAUAAUGCUCCAGCCUUUUAUGGAGAUGAUAUGAAAACCAUAAAGUUGCUGCAACUUGAUUAUGGAACAAUACAAGCUGCAACUAAUAAUUAUUCAGAAAAUAAUAAGAUUGGUCAAGGUGGAUUUGGUGAGGUCUACAAGGGUACAUUUUCGAAUGGGACUGAAGUUGCGGUGAAGAGACUGUCAAAAUCAUCAGGACAAGGUGAAACAGAGUUCAAGAACGAGGUUGUUGUUGUUGCAAAGCUUCAGCACAGAAAUCUUGUUAGGCUUCUUGGAUUUUCUAUUGAACGAGAAGAAAGGAUACUGGUCUAUGAGUAUGUGCCCAACAAAAGCCUUGAUUACUUCCUCUUUGACAAUAAAAAGAAUGGUCAGCUGGACUGGACUCAACGAUACAAGAUUAUUGGAGGGAUUACUCGGGGGAUUCUAUAUCUUCACCAAGAUUCACGGCUCACAAUCAUACACCGUGACCUUAAAGCAAGUAAUGUUCUCCUAGAUGCUGAUAUGAAUCCCAAAAUAGCUGAUUUUGGAAUGGCAAGGAUCUUUGGAAUGGACCAAACCCAGGAGAACACAAGCAGAAUAGUUGGUACCUUCGGUUACAUGUCUCCUGAAUAUGCGAUUGAUGGCCAGUACUCAAUGAAAUCUGAUGUCUAUAGCUUUGGAGUGUUACUUCUUGAGAUUAUUAGCGGUAGGAAGAACAGCAGCUUCUACGAGACAGACGCAGAACUUGACUUGGUUACUUAUGCUUGGAAGCUUUGGAGUAACGGAAAUGCUUUAGACCUUGUGGAUCCAAUUAUCUUAGAUAAUUGUCAAAAGAGUGAAGUGGUUCAAUGCAUUUACAUCGGUCUUCUAUGUGUUCAAGAAGAUCCUGCAGAACGUCCGACAUUUUCAACCAUUUUUGUGAUGCUCACUAGUAAUACUGUGACUUUACCAGUGCCUCGGCAACCUGGUUUUGUCGUGCAUAGUAGACCUCCAAAAGACCCGCUUGAGUCAUAUCGAUCUGUUGAUGAUACAUCGAUCACUGUGUUAUAUCCUCGUUGAAUAUUCGGUUAGCAGCUUUUGCCGCUGUAGAAUUACCCCAAAGCAAUUAUUUACAUAUUUCUAGAGGUGGUGAAGCCAGUUUAGUUUUGGUUUGGCAAUCUGGUUUUAUAUAUAGAAACUGAAAUUAAAUAAAACCAUAUGUAAUUCAAUUUGGAUGGUGUUGUCUGAUGCAAUUUUGAAGUUCGGUUCAGUAUUUUUA